AUGCCUCCUCUUCACACUGGUUUUGAGUUGUGUAAAAGAAUAACUGAGUUUUUUAUUGAUUGGGGAAUAGAGAAGAAGGUUUUUACCAUUACUCUGGAUAAUGCUUCUAUAAAUGAUGUCAUGCAGCAAAUUUUGAAGAGUCAACUAGCCUUACAAAAUUGGUUAUUACAUAAAGGAGAGUUCUUUCAUGUUCGUUGUUCUGCACAUAGCUUAAAUCUAAUUAUGCAAGAUGGACUUAAAGUAGCUUCUGGUGCUUUGCAAAAGAUUAAGAAAAGAAUCAAACAUGUGAAAGGUUUAGAGAGUGGGGUGGUAAAAUUCAAGCAAUGCAUUUAUAUGGUUGGCAACAUUGAUGUAUCAAGUGGGUUGGUUACAAAUGUGCCUACAAGAUGGAACUCAACAUAUUUGAUGCUUAAAAGUUCUCUUAAAUGUCAACGUGCAUUUGAAAAUCUUCAUUGUUAUGAUGAAAAUUAUACAAGUAAUCCUUCAAAGUAA
Molecule: messenger RNA, 492 nt
Organism: Lathyrus sativus (Indian pea)
Lineage: Eukaryota; Viridiplantae; Streptophyta; Magnoliopsida; Fabales; Fabaceae
Source: the annotation of a GenBank genome assembly